Molecule: messenger RNA, 562 nt
Organism: Dermacentor silvarum
Lineage: Eukaryota; Metazoa; Arthropoda; Arachnida; Ixodida; Ixodidae
Exons: 2
Coding region: 158-562 (134 amino acids)
Source: RefSeq, a predicted model, not a curated record
UCAGCCGUGCCGUUUACGACGGUGCUCUCGCAAACGAGAAGGGCGUCGACAGGCAGUGCGCCCACCGCAGGCCGUGACCUAGGAGGUGAAGCGAGCACCGCGACCGCGAAGCGACCGCCAUGCGCGGAGCCCGACGUCAAGACAUGGUAGCUUUCCUAUGUCCUACCGAGGCCCGGCCCGUCGCCUCGUGAGCGGUCUCCUCCUGGCAGCCUCACUGCUCAGCCAGUGGCCGAGGCCUGCGUACUCGGCGGCACCGCAGGGCAUUUCAAAUCUGGGCAGCAGACUGUGCACGGCCAACCCGUUCAUCGUGUGGGCCAACGAAACGGGCGAGGGCUCGGCGGGAGCACUCAUGGUCUGGCUGCUGGCGACGCGGGACAUCAUGCCUUACUGCGACCUACACAUCGUGACGCCAGAGGGCGCCGGCGUGGUCAUGCACUUCCUGUCGGCUAGCCUACGCAGGGCGCCGCCACGCCGCCCACUCCGACGCGAGGCCACCAUGCUGCCGCAGGGGCCUCAGGGUUGCGUGGACACCGUCACCGUGGUGCACUUGCCCAGGUGCUAA